Messenger RNA from Episyrphus balteatus (marmalade hoverfly), 644 nucleotides. RefSeq names its product protein SYS1 homolog (gene Sys1). NCBI's taxonomy places the organism in Eukaryota, Metazoa, Arthropoda, Insecta, Diptera, Syrphidae. The record is from RefSeq and is a predicted model, not a curated record. Gene Ontology annotation, cellular component: trans-Golgi network; Golgi membrane. The coding region runs from base 30 to 506 and encodes 158 amino acids. Gene Ontology annotation, biological process: Golgi to endosome transport; Golgi to plasma membrane protein transport; protein localization to Golgi apparatus. The transcript is spliced from 3 exons.
AGUAUCAGUAGUAAAUAUAUAAAAACAAGAUGAAAUACGGACGUUUCAGAAUAGGACAAUGGGAUUUGUUAUUAAUUUUUGGGCAAAUUUUGUCCAUGCAAUUUUUCACUUAUUCCCUACUAGGAUUGGUAUUACUUUUGGUCAGUUAUGUCCUUGAUGAGAAUUUGGCGGUUUCUUCAUUUUUUAGAUACGACGUUCUUUGGCUAUCCAAAAUUCAUGGUAGAAUAAUCUUUUUCGUCUUUUUGACCACCUCCGUCCUAUCAACAUUGCUGUUAUGGGUGGUUGUGAAAAGAGCAAAGCUUUGUCUUGACUUCAGCUCCACUUUUCAUGGAUUUCAUUUAUUGAUCUGCUGGUGGUACAAUUCGUCAUUUCCAACACAUUUGUCUUGGUGGCUCUUAAAUAUUAUAACAUCUGCUAUAAUGUGCAUUGGCGGAGAAGUUUUAUGUCUAAAGUCAGAGCUUAAAAAGAUUCCUGUUGGCUAUAAUAAUCGAAAAUGCGAUGUAUAACGAAUUAUUUGAAUCCGAUUAUAUUUUUAUGUUUAUUAUAUUUAUUUAAUUUUAAUAUCGUUUAAAUUCUAUUGUUAUAAAUAAUAUUACUGAAACUGUCUUACAAAAUUGAUUCGAACCCGAAAAAUAAAAAACUAG